CUCCAGUCUUCCUUUUUCCCCCCCUGUGUUGUCCAGAACGGAUCGGAUGGUUCCAGAUCAGAUGCGCAAAGACUAAGAAUCAUGACGGACAAGAGAAAUGAGUUCGUGGAUAAUUCGUGGAUGUUUGUCCAAGUGGAGUUGCUUCGAUGACAGCGGGGAAAAUUUGGAAGAGGAGACGGAUUUAUCAAAUGGACAAACGCGCCGUCUCUUUUGACUUUGCCUUCACAGCUGAGAACUCCCUGGGUCUUACGGUCGUCUGGACAAACUCAGCUUUGUUGGGACCAGCUUCCCAGCGGUUUGUGAGUUGCCCGAUUAUCACAGGACACAUUUGAAACAGCCGGUGCGCAAUCGUCUUCCCAUGGACUGGUGAAACUCAGUCUCCCCGUGUUGCUCCAGGUAAGCUGAAAUCUGUCCGUCAUCAUUACUCCGAAUUCCGACAUGGAUUUCAACAACAGCUCGCUGCGCUAUCUCCACGUGGAGUUCAACCCGCUGACCGAAAUCAUGGACGAGAACGAAACGAACUCCACGCUCGGUGAGCGGAACUUGCCGGGCUGCGUCCAGAUCCGGAUCCCGCAGGAGCUUUUCCUGGCGCUGGGCAUCAUCAGCCUGGUGGAGAACAUCCUGGUGAUCCUGGCGAUCAUCAGGAACCGCAACCUGCACUCGCCCAUGUACUACUUCAUCUGCUGCCUGGCCGUGUCCGACAUGCUGGUGAGCGUCAGCAACGUGGUGGAAACCAUCUUCAUGCUCCUGAACGAACACGGCCUUCUGGACGUGCACCCGGGCAUGCUGCGCCACCUGGACAACGUCAUCGACGUGAUGAUCUGCAGCUCCGUGGUGUCCUCGCUCUCCUUCCUGUGCACCAUCGCCGCGGACCGCUACAUCACCAUCUUCUACGCGCUGCGCUACCACAGCAUCAUGACCACGCAGCGCGCCGUCAGCAUCAUCGUGGUGGUGUGGCUGGCCAGCGUCACCUCCAGCAUCCUCUUCAUUGUGUACCACACCGACAACGCCGUCAUCGUGUGCCUGGUAACCUUCUUCUGCAUCACCCUGGUGUUCAACGCGGCGCUCUACCUGCACAUGUUCGUGUUGGCCCACGUGCACUCGCGGCGCAUCUCGGCGUUUCACAAAGGCAGGCGCCAGUCCACCAGCAUGAAGGGCGCGAUCACCCUCACCAUCCUGCUCGGUGUCUUCAUUCUGUGCUGGGGGCCUUUCUUCCUCCACCUCAUCCUCAUCCUCGCCUGCCCCACCAGUCCCUUCUGCAACUGCUUCUUCCGGAACUUUAACCUUUUCCUAAUUCUGAUCAUCUGCAACUCCCUCAUCGACCCGCUCAUCUACGCCUACAGGAGCCAGGAGCUGCGCAAAACCCUGCAGGAGCUGGUCCUGUGCUCCUGGUGCUUUGGCAUGUAGGAGCCGUGGAAAUUGAAGCAAAUUAGGUCAACGUGCGAUCUUUUAC
Molecule: messenger RNA, 1453 nt
Organism: Gambusia affinis (western mosquitofish)
Lineage: Eukaryota; Metazoa; Chordata; Actinopteri; Cyprinodontiformes; Poeciliidae
Gene: mc1r
Product: melanocortin 1 receptor
Exons: 1
Coding region: 439-1407 (322 amino acids)
Biological process (GO): G protein-coupled receptor signaling pathway
Cellular component (GO): membrane
Molecular function (GO): melanocyte-stimulating hormone receptor activity
Source: RefSeq, a predicted model, not a curated record